Messenger RNA from Protopolystoma xenopodis, 303 nucleotides. Lineage: Eukaryota; Metazoa; Platyhelminthes; Monogenea; Polystomatidea; Polystomatidae. The record is from the annotation of a GenBank genome assembly.
AUGGUCGUUUGGUAUAUGCUGUUACUGACUCCAGAAGCACCAGUUCACGGCAGACCCGUUAUCUUAAUUUCAAACGAUGUCACUUUAAAGGCUGGCUCUUUUGGACCUGCGGAAGAUUUGACGUUUGUUCGGGCCAGCCAGUUGGCUCGCAGGCUAGGCAUCCCUUGGAUCUAUCUCUCUUCUAACACUGGUGCACGAAUCCGUCUGGCUGACGAACUCAAAACCGCCUUCAGAGUAGCCUGGAAUCGUGGGGAUAAACCGGAAAAAGUGAGCAAUAUUUGUAUUGAAUGGGAUCUUGGCUAA